Messenger RNA from Racocetra persica, 864 nucleotides. The record is from the annotation of a GenBank genome assembly. NCBI's taxonomy places the organism in Eukaryota, Fungi, Glomeromycota, Glomeromycetes, Diversisporales, Gigasporaceae.
AUGAGCGAGAAACAAUUCCACACAGUUACAAUUGCUGGGGCUACGGGUUUUUUAGGAUUUCAUAUUGCAGAUGCAUUUUUACAACAAGGGUGUUAUAAUGUGAAAGUUCUUCGAAAGAAACCAGAAAAUAACAAUGAGAAAGCUAAAUUAUUGGAAUCAAAAGGAGCAAAAAUUGUAUAUGCAGUUUAUGAUGACAAAAACGAUCUUAUUAAAGCUAUUAAAGGAACGGAUGUUAUUGUUAGUGCUAUACGUGGCGACUAUUACAAUGAUCAAAUAAUGCUUUUAACCGCGGCCAAAGAAACAGGUGUAAAGAGGUUCAUACCAUCAGAAUUCGGUAGUGAGUUACCGCAAGGGUUAGAACCUCAUCCAGUUAUUGCCGGCAAGUAUAAGCUUCGGGAUGCAUUGGAAAAAAGUGGACUUGAAUAUACAUAUAUAUUUAACGGAAUAUUUUAUGAAUCCCUUGAAUUUUUUGGUUUUGAUGUCAAAAAUAAAAAAGUAACAUUCUAUGCUAAUGAUGAUGCAAAAGUGCGUAUCACUUCUUUAGCUGAUGCUGGAAGAUAUACUGCCGAAUCGCUUAAAAUACCAGAGGCACGUAAUGGUAUUAUUAGAGUUGGAUUAACCCUGACACUUAAUGAAUUACUCAAAAAAUUUGAAGAAGUUUCUGGUUGUAAAUGGGAAGUGAUUGAAGACAAGGAUGUGCAACACCGAUUUAAAAACAAGAUCGAACCUAUCCCACCACUUAUAGAUGAUUUUAAAGCUUUUAUAGCUAAUAAUGCAGUAUAUUAUGAUGUUGAUAACGAUAAAUUCAGUUUUACUCCUCUUACCAUUACCGAAUUUCUUAAUUCUAACAUAAAAAAUUUAUAA